Messenger RNA from Solenopsis invicta (red fire ant), 883 nucleotides. RefSeq names its product fungus-induced protein 1. The transcript has 3 exons. The coding region runs from base 133 to 369 and encodes 78 amino acids. The record is from RefSeq and is a predicted model, not a curated record. NCBI's taxonomy places the organism in Eukaryota, Metazoa, Arthropoda, Insecta, Hymenoptera, Formicidae.
UUCUUAUAAAAGCACCCGUGUCGCAGAAACGAUGGACAGUGGUGUUCAACGACGACAGAUGAGAAAAAAUCGGUGCGAUUGUUAACGAGACGUCAGUCGGACCAUAAACAAUAAUUGCGAGUACGGGAAAGAAUGGCCUGCCUGAAGAUUUACCUUGUUCUGCUCUUAGCCGUUGCAAUCGGCGUGGCAGUUGCAAAACCGGGAUAUUUAGGCUACGGAUAUGGUUUCUAUCCGUAUGCCUAUGGAUAUAGGUUCCCAUUCUAUGGCUAUGGUCACGGGUACGGACAUGGAUACGGACAUGGAUACGGCUACGGCGGAUACGGAUUUGGUGGUUAUGGUGGCUACGGUGGUUAUGGCUACCACGGUUAACAUGGACACAUUAAAAUGGAUAUAAAACAACGGCCUCCUUCUGGAUUUUUUCUCCGAAAUACCAUCUGAAGAGUGAGCUUAGUUCAAAGAUGAUCUACAUCGUUUUCUUCCUACUGCAUCUCUUUGUCGCCGAGAUUGAUUUAAUGCCGCGAAGAAUAUGUUUAUUUAUGUAACGCUUCUGUCAGAUGCUUGUGCACGCAAUAUACGUCUACGAUAAAAUUCUAAAAAAAAGUAAAUAAUAAUAGUAAGGACAGAGUUUGUUUAAAAAAAAUAUAUAAAAUCACAGUGUUGCAAAAUAUAUUCGUAUGUUAUAAAUAUGAUAUUAUCAGGUAUGUGAAUACGUAUUUAAAAGAAUAAAUCGUCAUUUAUUAUUAAAAACGUUCAAUUUUACUAAUGUUGUUUUCAGAAGUUUUAAAUUGUAACGAUUAAUUAGAAAUAGUUAAUUAGCAAUUAUUAUUGUCAUAACAACUUUAAUUUUAAUGCUAAAUAAAGUAAAUAAAUAAUUAUAACGCAA